ACUUCUUGGUUAUUGAGUGAAUAAAUGGCUGCUAUUCAGGAACAGGUACGUAGCUGGUCAGCAAGAAUUGUUUUGUUUGGCAGGACGAUGUGUGUUGUGUGAGUGCUCGAUAUGGACGAAUUCUAAUUGCGCCGUAGAAUCAAGCUGCUUUCCAGAAGCAAGACAAGUUCUCUUACCGCAAGGUCCAUCUGUUGGGCAAGAAGGCCAACCAGCGCUGGUACGCCAACAUUGGUUUGGGAAUCAAGACGCCCGCCACUGCCAUCAACGGAAAGUACGUCGAUAAGAAGUGCCCGUUCACCUCUGAUGUGACUAUUCGUGGAGCCAUUCUGAAGGGACUCGUUAUUUCUACCAAGAUGGAGCGCACCAUUAUUGUCCGCCGUGACUACCUGCGUUACGUCAAGAAGUACAGACGUUACGAAAAGAGACAUCGUAACAUCCCUGCUCACUGCUCUCCCUGUUUCGAUGUGAAGGAAGGAGACAUCGUGACCAUUGGUCAGUGCAGACCUCUGUCCAAGACCGUGAGAUUCAACGUGAUCGACCACGAGUCUCAGAAGUCGAAGGGUCUCUCCAACAUCCGUAAACAGUUCCGUAUGUUCUAAAGAGACGUUUGUUGAGUCGGUGGUUU
Molecule: messenger RNA, 625 nt
Organism: Blastocystis hominis
Lineage: Eukaryota; Bigyra; Opalinata; Blastocystidae
Exons: 3
Coding region: 354-599 (81 amino acids)
Biological process (GO): translation
Cellular component (GO): ribosome; cytosolic small ribosomal subunit
Molecular function (GO): structural constituent of ribosome
Source: RefSeq, a predicted model, not a curated record